This is a messenger RNA of Notolabrus celidotus (New Zealand spotty), 1290 nucleotides long. It is a transcript of the gene kcnk7, whose product is annotated as potassium channel subfamily K member 1. Gene Ontology annotation, molecular function: potassium ion leak channel activity. The transcript has 3 exons. Gene Ontology annotation, cellular component: membrane. The record is from RefSeq and is a predicted model, not a curated record. Gene Ontology annotation, biological process: stabilization of membrane potential; potassium ion transmembrane transport. NCBI's taxonomy places the organism in Eukaryota, Metazoa, Chordata, Actinopteri, Labriformes, Labridae. Bases 28 to 1032 code for a protein of 334 amino acids.
GGUUUCAGUCUUCAGUCAGACCCAGCGAUGGCACGGUUCCUGUCCGCUCUGGGACUCUUCCUCAGGGUCAAUGCGCUCCUCUUCCUCCUUCUCUGCUACCUGGUCUUCAUCGUGCUGGGAGCGGCGGUGUUCUCGGCCGUGGAGAGGCCGGUGGAGGAGGAGCUGAGGGUGGAGGUGGAGGAGGUGUGGAGCUCCUUCCUGCGGGAGAACCCAUGCGUGAAGGAGGAGCGGCUGAGGGAGGUGUUGAGGAGGACUCUGUCUGCUCAUCACCGGGAUGUUCCUGUUCUGAAGGAGGAGGAGGAGGAGGAGAAACACAACAGCUUCUCUUCAUCACUUUACUUUGUCAUAGUCACGCUCACCACCAUGGGUUCUGACUCCUACACCCCCAAAUCAGAAGAGGCUAAGCUCUUCUGCAUCUUCUACUGCACCCUGGGGAUCCCCCUCACCCUGUUCCUCCUCACCCUCCUCUCUAACCUCCUCCUCCCAGUCCUCACCCACGCUCCCCUCUACCACCUGCACACUCUGUGGGGUUUACCUCAUGCCCAGGCCGCCCUCCUCCACGCCCUCCUCCUCUCCAUGCUCGUCCUCUGCCUCCUCUUCUUCCUCCCUGCCCUCCUGGUGUUUCUGAUGGAGCCAAACUGGAGCUUCCUGGACGCGCUCUUCUUCUGCUUCCUCACCCUGAGCACUGUUGGUGAGGGGGGAGACACUUUGGGGAGGAGCUGGAGUCCAGAGGCCAGAGACACGCUGGAGCUCCUCACCACAUGUUACCUGGUACUGGGACUGGUGGUCCUCAUCACCUUUAAGGACACGGUCCUGCAGGUUCCUCAGGUGUGUGUGGUGCUCAGGCUCCUCUCGGGUCCUCAGUAUGCAGAGCUGGAAGGUUUCCAUCUGAAUGAGCUGACCCUAAGUGACUGUGAGGAGGAGCCCCAAUACUCCCAGUCCGUCUGCACCGUCUCCUCCACCCCACUCCACCUGCUGAGUCCGGGUACUGACAACCAGAACACUGACGUAGACGUCCCCAGAACCAGCUGAGUGUCACAACCCAGUGUUCAGACUCAGGGUUAUAUUUGAUCUUGUUAGCCGUGAACUAAAGGUAAAUUACUCUAAACCUGAUGAACCUCAACUCACCUCUAAAACAGGCAGAUGUGAGCGGAGAGACCGGAGGUGGAAACUCUCUAAGACAGGAUAAAUCUCAGAGUUAUUCUGUCAGGUUUUAUGUAAACCAGAUGAGUCUGAGUUGUUUGUUUGUCAUCAUAAAGAUACUGUUAUGUUUUGGAUUUUCAAAUUAAA